Messenger RNA from Setaria italica (foxtail millet), 1313 nucleotides. Its product is annotated as probable inositol oxygenase. The transcript has 10 exons. Bases 199 to 1116 code for a protein of 305 amino acids. Lineage: Eukaryota; Viridiplantae; Streptophyta; Magnoliopsida; Poales; Poaceae. Gene Ontology annotation, cellular component: cytoplasm. Gene Ontology annotation, biological process: inositol catabolic process. Gene Ontology annotation, molecular function: iron ion binding; inositol oxygenase activity. The record is from RefSeq and is a predicted model, not a curated record.
AGGCUACGCCUCUGUCGCCGGCUGACACCGAGGCCCCGCGCCCCGGACCUCCUGCUAUAAAUACCGUGCGGAUUUCUGCCUCCAGAGCCAGGCCAUCGCCAUUGCCGUCGCCGUGUUCUUGGACUCUGUUCGUGUCGUCGUUGAACCUCCUGCUGUUUCAAGGGUUUUUUUUUUUGGUGAGGCUGAUCGGGGAAGAAGAUGACGAUCACCAUUGAACAGCCCCAGCUCGAUGCGGUGGCGGAGAGGAAGGUCGCCGCCGGCGCCAACCCGGCGGAGCUGGUGCUGGACGGCGGCUUCAUCGUGCCGGACGCCAACGCCUUCGGCAAAACCUUCAGGGACUACGAUGCGGAGUCGGAGCGGAAGGAGACGGUGGAGGAGUUCUACCGCGUGAACCACAUCCGGCAGACGCACGAGUUCGUGUCCCGGAUGCGCGGCGAGUACGGGCGGCUGGACAAGACGGAGAUGGGCAUCUGGGAGUGCAUCGAGCUGCUCAACGAGUUCGUGGACGACAGCGACCCGGACCUGGACAUGCCCCAGAUCGAGCACCUCCUCCAGACCGCCGAGGCCAUCCGCAAGGACUACCCCGACCAGGACUGGCUCCACCUCACCGGCCUCAUCCACGACCUGGGCAAGGUGCUGCUCCACCCAACCUUUGGGGAGCUCCCACAGUGGGCAGUCGUUGGUGACACCUUUCCUGUCGGCUGCGCAUACGACGAGUGCAACGUCCACUUCAAGUACUUCAAGGAGAACCCUGACUACCACAACCCCAAGUUCAACACCAAGUUCGGGGUCUACUCCGAGGGCUGCGGCCUCGACAACGUGCUCAUGUCAUGGGGCCAUGACGACUACAUGUACCUGGUGGCCAAGGAGAACAAGACCACCCUUCCUUCCGCGGGGCUGUUCAUCAUCAGAUAUCACUCAUUCUACCCUCUGCACAAGCAUGGAGCCUACACGCACCUGAUGAACGAUGAGGACAAGGAGAACCUCAAGUGGCUGCAUGUGUUCAACAAGUAUGACUUGUACAGCAAGAGCAACGUCAGGAUAGAUGUGGAGAAGGUGAAGCCCUACUACAUGUCCCUCAUCAACAAGUACUUCCCGGAGAAGCUGAGAUGGUGAAAAUAAAGGGCACCCAGGAGGGGAACCAAAGGGUUGUUCCAAGACUCCAUAUACCGUAGACUGCAUAUAUAGCACAAUGUGUCAUGUAUGAACAUUUUCAUACCUGAGUCGAGUCAAGAGUGUACCCAUUUGUGUCGUGCAGAUCGGAUAUACGGUUUCGAAUAAAAGUUUCUGCAUUUGUUCUUUGCAGUAGGUGA